This is a messenger RNA of Armigeres subalbatus, 2341 nucleotides long. RefSeq lists its product as uncharacterized. The transcript has 2 exons. Bases 312 to 965 code for a protein of 217 amino acids. The record is from RefSeq and is a predicted model, not a curated record. Lineage: Eukaryota; Metazoa; Arthropoda; Insecta; Diptera; Culicidae.
CAGUCGGCGAAUAUUCAUGAGGAGGAAUGGUUGAGAAUGGACCAUGAGUACCACAUCUGUCAAUCUCUUUGGUGAGAGAUUGAGAGUGCACUCAAUAUAUGUUGGGUAACUACAGGGUGGGAAUAAAGGUAAGGCGAAAUUGACUUGUGGUGGAGCCAACAAGUAAGUAAAUUGGAACCGCCGGUUACAAAGGCGUAAUUAACGCAGCGAGCCUGACUUGUAAGGAUGUGCUUGCAGGAAAAGGCCGUUUAAAGAAUGCCCUGCAAUCUACCGUGGAUAUUCUGGACUGCAAGGAAUUGCAUUCAGCAGCCAUGGUAGAUGGUAAAAAAGUAUAUUCGAAGUCAGGUUCGCUACGGGUAACGUUUGCCGGUUCGAUACUCCCAAAAUAUGUAGAUAUCGAAAAUAUGUUGUUUCCGGUGCGUCUUUUUGUACCCAGAGUUUUCAAUUGUACCAACUGCAAACAGUUGGGGCACACUGCCGAGUUUUGCGACAACAAGCCCCGUUGUGGCAAAUGUUUUGAAAGGCAUAGGGAGGAGUCCUGCCAACAACAAGUUACAAAGUGCGCUUAUUGUGGCAUGGACCCUCCCCAUGGUUUGCAAGAAUGUCCGGUGUACAAAAAGCGCACCCAAAAAGUUAAGCGUUCAUUAGUACAGCGCUCUAAGCAGUCGUAUGCAGAAAUAGUGAAGUCGCAAGACACAUCCGCAACUGCCAACGCAACGGCUGCUAUUUCAGCUGCCGUUCAAGUAAGUGAUUUUUAUAAUGUCAUUUCCAUAGACGAAUCGGACUCUGACGUAGCCGAUAUGGAUGAUUCUGCGGAGGUACACGUACCCGAAAAGAGGAAGAAACUGUCUUCCCCGGGAUUGCGCCGACUAUUGGAUACCCUUGUGGCCCGAGCUAUGGCCAUCCGGAAGAUGCUCCCUGACGAACCACAACUCGAGCCCGACGCUACGCCAUACCGUUAUUGACGUCAAAUACCCGGAUGAGCAGCUGAAAUACCUCAAACCUAAAUCCCAACCUAGUCCAUCCUGAAAUUACGCAAUCUAACCUUGAGUCGCCACGAGUAUCUUGGUCUAUACCCUUUCCCCUUACUAACUGUUGAUAAUAAGAUGAUAUCGAUUGUAAAUAUCAUAAAGUCUCGGCUCCGUUAAGUGUUAUACACGCCUGAGCCUGUCAAAUAAACACAACAGAUAAAAAAAAAAACGCUUCAUAAUGAACGUUAACUUCAUUUCCUGCUAGGCUGACCAUACGUCGGGACAGUCCCGGUUUUUAAGACCUUUUUGGGUUGUCCCGUCGUAAUCUAAAAAAUCCUCAAUUUGUGCCGUUUUUUCAUUGUUUCUACAUUGAUCAUACAUAGAAAGUGUUUGUUUGCGUCUUUAUUAGAGAGAUUUACUCAUUUUUCUCGUUUGUAACAUGUGACAUUUAUGCGUCCGACGGCAGUACAGCCCUGACUCAUCUCUCAACAAAGAAAGUGGUCGAAACCCUUAAAAAAACUCGAGAUGUUAUGUUAUUAGUGUUGCUUUGAAAAGAAUGCUAUCUAUGUCGUUUUGUAUUUUUCAUUGAUCGACUUUUUUCAAGGUUUUUAACAGUUAACGACAACAGGUGCUUCUCCGGGAGAUGCAGUUAAUGUUUUUUUUCUUCUGAUUCUGUAGCAAGUAACUUAUGUAGCAAGUCCUUCACUUUUUGACGUAAACUACGUCUAAGGGGAAGACUCGGAUACAGGGUGACAAAUGAAAAUUUCCAAGUUCGAGACCGUCACGAAAUCAUGUAAGAUUUUGAACUUUAAUAGCGCCUUUAUCUUCCGAUGGAUUUUUGAGAUUUAUAUAUCAAUCGAUUCGGAAAUUCUCUACCAAUUUGUCAAUUAUAUUGAAACUUUGGGUUAUGAAUGUUAAAAUAGGGUAUCGGAUCAUUUUGGCAGCACCCUCUUUUCUUGUCCUCCUUUUGAACUCUCCUUUUUGUGUGGUGUUUCGCACAAAAAGUGGGACAAUGGAGUGACCGCGGUCGAAACAAAUGUAACAAAAAAGCGUAAUGUAGUGCAUGGUGUAUAAAAAGUGAUCCAGAUAGGGGCAUGUUUGUGCAGGCAUGAGACGAUCAAUUGUUAUCAAUGCCAAUGCCCUUGCUAGUAAUGCAAUCAAUUAAUAUUAAAAAACUACUUUGGAAAAUGCAUUUUUUUUAGCAAACUGAAAACUAAUAAGGCCGUUACACAUAUUUAUUACAAAUUAUGGUCUCCGCAAAGUCAAGGGGGAGGAGGUAAUCUUCUUCUUCUUCUACUGAAUCCAGCGGCAUGAAAAUUCGAAUGCAGAGGUUUUUGGGGCCGGGGAAGGUUCUUAAGAUGGUUCGAGAC